GAUGUUGACCUGAAAGCAUUUCAGGAAGCUUUGGAUACCUGCUGUCUACACCAAGGACAUGAUCAGCUGGAACUGCAAGAGAAGGAGGAGGAGGAAGACAUAAAUCAAGUAAAUGCUGAAAAAAAUGGAAGAAGGGAAAACUGUGAAGAGGAAAGCAACCGUGACCAUGUAGGUUCCCUUCUCUCCUUAGAGGGCUAUUUACAGCUUCUAUCAUCGCAGAUGGAAAACAUGCUAGAGGGCUUAAUUGAAAAUACCAGCCCUAUCUCACAGACUACAGGUGGUUCAGCACAAGGUAACUUCCUAGGAGAAAUAAGGCAAGAAUUUCUUCUAUUACCUGAGCUCCCAGUGAGUUUACUGGAAGAUAUACAAGUUGCGACUUCUAGUAGAGGCCAAGACCCAUCAUCCUCGCACCACAAUAUAAGUUUGACCCAGACACUUCACCACUGUUUCAGUCCUUAUGAUGCCACGGUACUAAGAACAGACAACCCCACUCAAUCAAAUUCAGAAACAAGACAUUUACAAAGGCAACAGUCUUUUCCUCAGUCAAGCUCUAAUACCACAAAUCCAGAAUCACUACUUCAUGGGUCCAAUUUGACAGGGCUUUUUUCAGCUGCUGACAUUAGAAACCUAACAGCCCAUGAUGACAAUUUUGAAGAAAUUAAACUCAUGGCUUUGGCUUUGGAGGAAGGCUUUGAUCCUAUGGAAGUUUCUCAGCUCUUUGAAGAACCUGGCUCAGAUUUGGAACUGUCUUUGAAUUCAAGUCGCAGCACUACCUCUUACUCAGUCUGCAGUGAAGGUGCUGUUGGGUACAGCAGUGAUGUCAAAUCUGCUUCUUCACAUAGCCAUUGCCAAGAACACACUAAAUACGGCCAUGUGGGAUAUCCAGGUGCUUCAGAGUGUUCUAGAGAAGCCACACUUCAGCAGUUUCUUCAUACCACCACUUGUAAUCAGCUGCCAAGUCAAGCAGCAUCCACUCUGGAGCAUCAUCAACAGAUAUGGACAAAGAAACCAAACGAAGUAAAGGAUAGGUGCCAUAACUCUGCUGAUACAAAUGCUAGCAGCGAUGAAUGCCGUGCAAAAGCUCUGAGAAUACCAUUUUCAGUUGAUGAAAUUGUGAGCAUGCCCGUUGACUCUUUCAACACCAUGCUAGCAAAGAACCAUCUGACAGAUACUCAGGUAUCACUUCUACGUGACAUCAGACGAAGAGGAAAAAACAAGGUCGCUGCCCAAAAUUGUCGUAAACGCAAACUGAAUGCAAUUCUUAACUUGGAAGAAGACGUGUGUAAUCUUCAAACACAAAAGGAAAGCCUUAAAAAAGAGCAUUCCCAGUGUAGCAGAUCAAUCAGCCAGAUGAAGCAAAAGUUAAACAACUUGUACCGUGACAUUUUCAGUAGAUUGAGGGAUGACCAGGGUAGACCUGUUAACCCAUGCCAAUACAUCAUUCAUUGCAGUAGCGACGGCAGUGUUCUCAUAAUACCCAAACAUUUGGCCAAACCAGAACAGAAACAGGAUAACAAAAAAGAGCAGAAACAAAAAUAA
This is a messenger RNA of Cariama cristata (Red-legged seriema), 1539 nucleotides long. RefSeq names its product nuclear factor, erythroid 2-like 3 (gene NFE2L3). The record is from RefSeq and is a predicted model, not a curated record. Gene Ontology annotation, cellular component: nucleus. NCBI's taxonomy places the organism in Eukaryota, Metazoa, Chordata, Aves, Cariamiformes, Cariamidae. Gene Ontology annotation, biological process: regulation of transcription by RNA polymerase II. The transcript has 4 exons. The annotation marks the transcript as partial. Gene Ontology annotation, molecular function: RNA polymerase II cis-regulatory region sequence-specific DNA binding; DNA-binding transcription factor activity, RNA polymerase II-specific.